GUAGUAAUAGAGAAAACAAACAUACUCUUUGCUAGCGAAGAAAAAAUGUAGCCUCACAUUUUUUUAUCUUACUUCACCAUUACUGAAAUUCAUUUAUUUAUUUUUCCACUUUUUAUUGUUGUUGUUGUUCAAAUAGCCGAAUAUUUAUUGUUUAUUUUAAAAGUUAUAUUAAUUUGUUAUCGUUAAAUAUGAAUCGAAUAUAUAUAAUUUUAACAGUUUUAUUUUGGCACUUUCACUUCCAAGUGAAUUGUGUGCAACUAGUGGCGUAUAUUUCACAACAUGGAUUACACGGUGAAUUCCAUUUUAAUCAGAGAAAUGAUAAUUCGUUUGAAAUUCGAUCAAAACUUGAGACCACCUUGCAGUAUCCCGAUCAACUGUGGAGUUGGGGAAUUCAUGAAAUGCCCACUGAUUAUCGAGAAGUUCGAGCAGAUCAAAGAUGUCAUACGUCAAAAGUUGGACAGAAAUUAAUCGAAUUUGAUGAUCAUUUGGGUUAUUUACAAUUGCCCGGAAAUGAAUCGACAACGUGGGAAAUUUCACAAGUGAUUAGCAAAAAACAAAUGAUUUGGGGUAAAUCGUUAGUGUUGCAAAAUUUAGACAGUGGAUCAUAUGCAUGUGCGACAAUUGUAACAAUUGAAGAUAAUAUCGAUCAUUUGGCCGAAGCAAGAUUCCAUUCACCGAUUGCCGGUUCGAUCUAUUUCCAUUGGCUUACGGCCAAGGAUACAAUGCAUCGAUUAAAUAUGAUCACAUCAAAUUUAUUUCAUGUGGACAAUACAAGUGAUCGUUCACCAUUCACGACACACUCAUGGAAAAUCUUUGUAACCGAUAUCUUUGAAACGAAUGCGGAAAAAUCACAAAUCAAUUGUAAUGUCUUGCAAUUGAUAUACGAUCCACAAAAUAUGGGCGCUGGAAAAUCAUUGGGCGAUAUUGAUGGUCGUGUUGGUGAGAUAAAAGUGGCCAAAGAUGUUUACAGACAAGAAAUAAAGCAAGUAUUCAAUGACAAUGAAUUAAUUUUAAUUCCAAGUGAUUUGACGGGACCGCAUCGGCAAUUAUUUGUGGUGGUUUAUGAUCAUUUGCAUGAAAAUCGAUUUUUGGCAUGUGCCAAAAUUCGAAAUCUCCGGACACGUAUUGCAAAGUCGAUCUUCAAUUCGAAUGGUGUAAAGGGUGAAGUGACCAUACAUCAACGUUCACCAUUUGAACCGACUUGGUUAAAUUUUACCGUUCAUUCGGCCAAGAAUGAAUUGAGAGAGAAUACAGAGUAUUUACGUGAUUUGGCUGGAUUUCAAAUAAAAAAUUUACCGCCCAAUCCAACAAUGGCCAAUUUGCAUACAUUUUGUGAUAGCACUGGUGAUAUUUACAAUCCAAGCGAUAUUGAAAAUGAUAAAAAACCACCGGCCGGCUAUGGAACCCAAGAUCAGUAUCCGGUGGGUGAUUUAUCGGGAAAAUUACAAAUGCGUAACAAUGAAUAUCCACAUAAUUAUCUGUUACCAAUUACACCGGGCAAUGAAUUGAAUGGCAUUUAUUGGGAUGUAUUUUUACCAAUGCAAGGUUGGUAUAGCAUUGUACAUCGUGGUUUAACCAUCGAACGAUAUAAUCGAACCGAUGCAGCAAAUACGACACGAUCGAACUGGGUUUGUGGCACUUUAACGCUUUAUCAAGAAAAUCGACAAUAUCAAUUGCCAAUGGUCACCGCACAAGUUCUAUUUCGUUAUCCGAUUGUGGGAAAAAUUUUAUUCAGACAACCAAGAGACGAUCCAUUGCACGAAACAACAAUUAUUAUUGAAUAUUUGAUUCAUGCAGAUGGCUCAUCAUUGAAUACAACCAAAGAUCAUCGCUGGGCAAUUCACAGUAAUCCGCCGGGAAAAGAUUUUUAUGAUUGGCAAAAUCGGUGUGUGAGCACAAAUCAAAUACACAAUCCUUAUAAGGUGUCAUUCAAUCCAGAUGAUCCAUCUCGUACGUGUUCAAAAGAGUAUGCAACAAGUUGCCGUUUGGGCGAUUUGACUCAUCGCAUUGCUUCGCUUACGAUUGCCGGAAGUAAAAAGAUGAGGUCAUUGACACGUUCUAUUUUUACCGAUACCACGUUAUCACUUAGUGGAUAUAAUAGCAUAUUUGGAAAAUCAAUUGUUAUUUAUGAUGAUUUUGGACCAAAGGCACGAGGUGAUCGACUCGCCUGCACAACCAUUGAAAGACACUUUCCACGGAAAGUGGUUGCCAGCGAUUGGUAUGGUAAUGGAGUUUCGAUAAGCGUUAAAGGAAAAUUGGAAUUGUAUCAACAGUCAGAGUAUGAAAUAACCAAUAUUGAUGUAAACCUCAAAGGAUUGAAUGCAACAAGUGGCUAUCAUGUUCAUGAAGUGUCUGUCCAAGAGAAUUUAUUGUUUCCAUGUGAAGCUACAACAAUUUACGAUCAUUGGAAUCCACGUGGUGUGAAUGCAAAAACAUCACCGAUGCCCCGUGAGGGUUCAUCGGAUCUCUAUGAAAUGGGCGAUUUAAGUGGAAAAUUUGGCACAUUAGAUCGCCUUACCGAGUACAUGGCCAGCUUUAAUGAUACAAACAUUCCAUUAUUUGGAUAUGAAACGGUAUUGGGACGAUCGAUUGUCAUUCAUAAAAAGCAGAAAAAUGUACGAUGGGCAUGCUCAACAUUGGAACGUGGAUAUAGUCCACAGGAGUCACGUGAAAUUCGAGCAAUUGCAUCGUUUCAUCAUCCAAAAGGUUAUGCAUAUGGAUAUAUGAGAUUUACACAAUUGAUUCACAAUGAUGGCAGCAAAAGUGACACAACGAUCGAAGUGAAUUUAAGACAUCCGGGACAAAAUGAUCGAAAUAUGACUCGACAUCACCAUUGGAAAAUCUUUGUCAAUCCGAUUGGCGUUGAUGCCGUUGUACAACAGACCAUUACACGAUGCGUUGCUGGUGGCUACGUAUGGAAUCCAUACUACACACAGUUGGCCGAUCCACUUAAUACAAAUUUGUAUGAAGAGGAAUGUGGAGCAGAUAAUCCGUUGCGAUGUUAUGUUGGUGAUGUUUCAUUUCGCACAAAUACUAUCGAUAUCGGCGAUAAGCGUGUUAUAUUAACCGAUCAAAAUUUCCCAUUGGAAGGUGAUCAAAGUGCGCUGGGUCGUUCGAUAGUACUGUUUGGACCGAAUUAUUCGCACGAACGAUUUGCCUGCGCAAACAUCGAACCAGAUCAUGACAUCAUUAAAUAUGUGAAUCUUCAACGCCCACCGAAAUUCGUUGUUGCACAAUUUUUGGAAGAAGUUCGACAUGUAAUGGGCGUACCGGAAUGGUUUUUAAGUGUUGAUUCUCGUAAAAUUACAAUUUUACAUGGUGGCGCCUGUAUACAAAUGUUGAUCCAUUUUAAAGGACCGUUGGCCCAUCAAAUGGAACUUGAUUUGUCGCGUUUAAUUGCUGGAGGUCGGCUCGAUUCGCCAACAUUGAACAUUGUCGGUUAUGCGAUGCCAAAACGAAAGAAAGUUUUAGCGCAUAGAGUUUGUGAUCCAAAUGAGAAAAGUGGAAGAAAAACCAGAUAUGGAGGCAGCCCAACUAGCGGCGUCGGCAUGAAUGCGAAAAUUUCAUUAAAUUUCAUAUUGUUACUCCCAGUUUUCGUAGUUACAUUGCUGUGUAAAUUUUUGUAAAUAAAUACGUUAGGCUACUUUCAAAUAAAAAUAGUCACAUUUUGUACCAAAAAACAAAAAUAAA
Messenger RNA from Contarinia nasturtii (swede midge), 3690 nucleotides. RefSeq lists its product as uncharacterized. Lineage: Eukaryota; Metazoa; Arthropoda; Insecta; Diptera; Cecidomyiidae. The record is from RefSeq and is a predicted model, not a curated record. Bases 189 to 3626 code for a protein of 1145 amino acids. Gene Ontology annotation, molecular function: metal ion binding. The transcript has 11 exons. Gene Ontology annotation, biological process: superoxide metabolic process.